AUUUAAAUAAUGUAAGUGAAAAGAAUCCCAGAAUCCCUUCCAGAGCUAGGUGUAUCAGCCAAUACCAUAUCAAACAUGACAUUCCUCUUUUCUUUCCCAUGGAAGAAUGCAGUGAUAGGUUUUUAGUCUAACUAGAGGAUGCAGUGAUAAGUUUUUAAUCUAACUAGAACUGCUCGUGUUGCACUAGGCUGUUCCAGAAGUGAUUAGUACGUGAAGGGAGAAUGGGAUUGCUGCAUCCACGUUUGCUUCUAGCUUAAGUUUGGGAUCAGCUCGUUUGCUAGCUGAUGAGACCUGUAGGGGAGAAAAAAGAAUAAUAAUGCCAAUGAACUCAUGAGACCAUAGAGCAAAUUAAUCCAAUCUGAUGAAGUCUAAUGACGUCGUAAAAUGCGACCUGAGCAGGCAUGAGAUUUCUGUUAAAUGUUGUUACUUGGACAUUUGGAAUCUCAUCUCCUUUGCCAUGCUCUGGAGGUUUUGGGCUACUCCAGAGCUUUAGUCCAAGCCAGGAACUUGACAGCCAUCAGUCUCCAAAUGAAAUCAGUAUAGCCAAAGGAUCCAGAGCCCUGGGAACAAGCUUCCAAGUAGCAGUGAUCAUUGGGAACCCUGCCUGUUUCACUCUUCAUAAAUCAAAGUUUUUCCAGGGUAGGACUUUUUUCAUCUUAAAUUCCUCUUUGGUAAGGUCACCAAAUACUGUAGAAGGUACAGCUUGAAUCCGGUGAUGCUUUCCACUAUAGGACUGUGCAUUUCGACUGAAGCAUAAGGGCUGUGGGACUUGGCCCUUGAUUUAUGGCUUGCAGUAUUUCAGCUUCACUCAGGUUUUUGGAUUUGUAUCAAGCACAUGUGCACUUACACAGAAAUAGAUAACAGGAGACAUCUCAUCAGCCAGGGCAGAGAUGAAAUAGAUUUCUCAAAAGUAAGGAAUGUUGCUUUUGAAAAAUCUAUUCAUUCUGUGAAGUUUCCAAAUCGGCACAGAAAUAUAAAUGCUUUUUUUGUUUUUGCUUUGGUUUUUUUUGUUUAAUGAACUGCCAAGAUCUGAGCUAGUACUAGUUACGCUCUGCUACUGUUUAUCAAGAGUAUUUGAAGAAUAAAAAGAAAGGAGCUCCACUUUGGGUACUGGUGGUGUGCAAGUACAACAGGGUGUAAUGCUGCUGAAGAAGUUCCUUUGGUUCCUGUAAUGAGCUUGGUGGAAAUAAAAAGUAAUACACAGCAGCUUUUAGGCUUUGUGGUGGGACAUAGUACCUGGCAAGUGAAGCAGUGGAUUACGUGCUGCUUUAGGUGCUGGUGGUAAACGUGACUAAAUGCUGCAGAGGGAAGUCUGAGUAGUAUUUCAUCGUAGGUAGGAAGAGCAUGGAUCAGCCUUGAAUUCACAGUACCAUUGUUGAAGUGGAAAACGACUUUGGUAAAACCCAUUUUGUGCCAAGCUUAGAUAGCCUGUUGUUAGUGAUGUAGCUUCCAGGAAUUCUUUUUCCUCCAGACAGUCAGUUUUAGGGGAGUGGAAAGAAUGCCAAGUCAGAGCUUAACAGGGAGAAAGUAGAAGUCGCUUUGCCAGUGUGCCGAGUUGAAAACAGUGGGCACAGCAAGGCAGUUCAGGUUAAAGUGUCACCUCUGUCUUGCCCAGCUGUAUCUUGAUUUGAAAGGUGAGUGCAUUCCGCAGGUUUGCAAAGAUAAUAAGAAUUUGCAGUUGUGUGCUACAAAUAAGAUGUUUGAUCUCAAUGAAGUGGGUUUUUUUUUCUGUCUUCCUGAGCCAGAGCUGAUAAAAGGAUUGUUGGUGCUUGGAGCAUGAGGAGAUGCGAGGGGAGCUGCCCUGUAGCUGAGCCUUCUGUGGGUAUGAAGGGCCCGGGCAGACCUAAGCUCACCCGUGCGGGCUGAAUGGGCAGGCCUGCAGCAGCAACACCACUUAUGGAGCAGAGGGAGAGGCUGGCCUUCAGCUCAUGGCCUCUUGAUACCUGCGGCUGAAAAUGCUUUUGUUUCCAAGUAUAAUAUGAUUAAAAUAAACUUAGUGUGCUGGGCUCCUAUGCCUUGUUACACCAAUCAAAUUCUCUUUAUUUUUGCCAGGAUAGCUUUGUACCUGCACGAGCAUUUUUUAUCCAGAGAUAUUAAAACUUUGGGUUUGGCUGUUUUCGAUUUUUCCUUUAGCUGUAGAAAUUUCGAUGUGCCCUUUUGAAAUUUUUUUUUUUCUGUGGAAUCCUUACGCAGUGUUCCUCUGGGAACUUGCUUUUACACAGAGAAUCUGCUUUGUAAACAGGUCGUGGAUUUUCCUUGCAGGAGAAAGGAAGGCAAGAAGCAAGAGAGAAACAUGAUUCAUAGCUUGUGUUUACUCUUUGGUGGAGCUAACUGUGCUUCAUAAUAUGCGGUCAUGGGACAAUAAGCACUGCCCGUUCCCUCGGUAUUUGGGGAGGAUUGCUGUUUGUUACUAGCUGCUAGCUUACAUCUUCGAAGGUCACAAGUGGGCAGAGGGCCAGGAGCGUGCUUUGACUGCUGCGGCACCGGCAGGGUCACUGCCAGCCUCUCAAAGGUGAACACGGAGCAGGACGAUGUAGAAAGCUGCUUUCUCUGAAUCCCAUCUACCAUCGUCUUCCCUAGACUUUUUCUAGAUCCUGCCCCUGUAGGUACAGAGUUCACUUGAACUGGAAGUGUUAAGCAUUUAGCCAGCUUCUGUCUGAUGUCUGUGUGUGUCUUGGCCUUGCUGUGGAUGGGAGAGCUCUUCUGCUUGUGCUACUCCUUGUUUCUUCUUGGGAGAGUUGCUUUUUGGUUUAUUUAACAGCUUGGCCUCAUCUGCAGUGUCUGAACAGCCACAGAAACCACGUCAUCCAUGGCACCUGCAUCUGCAGUGCUCUCGGAAGGCGCCUUCCUUUUCUGUUGGCAUCUGUUGAAACUACACAAGAGUUUUCUUCUCCUUUCCCCCUCCGGACACUUGUUUCUGUUACCAAACCUCCUCUGCUUUUUGCAUGCCAAGCGCAAUAAAUAUUGCUAAGGUCUGCCAGCCGAACUAUGCAAAUGGAGUUGUGCAUAUGGGGUGUGCUGAGGGCUGAAGACAAAAAUUUCCAAUUAUUUGAAGGAGUCUGCACAACCUGAACCCUUCCUGGGGAUGCGAUCCAGCUGCUGGGGUGUAUGUUCACCUGCCAGCUUUCACAGGCUUUGGAAGCUGCAGGAAGGGGGGGAAAUGGUGUCUGAUGUGACCCGUGCUCCAGCCUCCUAAAAACGGAGAUGGUUUGUGCUGUGUUGAGCUGUGUGAUGGUUCCUUGGUGCUGCCUGGAGCAGAGCUCUCCCCUCCCGCAUCCCAAAGCCCUUGAGUGAGUGGCGCCAGAAAAUGAGUAAAAGUAGAAACGAGCAUUUUGGAGUUGUGAAGACACAGUGUUUGCCGUAGGGAGUGUGAGGAAGGCGCCGGGACGAUGCUCGUGAUGCUUAAUGGAGUCAGGCAGGAGCCCUUUGUGCUGAAGUGAAACUCUUCAAAAACACCCCUAAAGCACCUUUAUUUUAGGACCCUCCCCGCUCUGAAGCUGCAAAGCACAUCUCCGGAGGUGGCAUUAAAACCGGAGGGGUGAGGGGCAGCUGGUGCUGGCUCAUUACGGCUAAUUGCAGAUGGUGUGCAGCUGCGGUGGGGGACAGGGGCUGCAGCCUGAGACCAGCGCUGCGCCUCUGGCCCUACAAAGACUUGCUAGAGAUGGGGAACAAGAAAAAGCCACCCCAAACCUCUGAGACCACCACCACCACACUCCCCCACGGCUUUCGACGAAGCCUCCAGCCCCACACAAGAUGCUGGGGCUGUCCCCCGCCACCUUCAAGGCCCAGCACUGCAGACUGUUUCUCCACAGAGCCCACACGUGGACACCGCAGUCGUCCCCUGGUCCAGGUGCCUUGAGAAGCAAUGGCCACAGCGGCUCUCCUGAACUUAGCACCAUCUCACUUCUACUUCCCUUCAAGCACGGCAGCUGCUUUCUUGUGGACAAACACCAUAGACAUGCAUGUCACCAGGCCAAAAUCUGCCAAGGGACGCACGAGGUCAAGCUUCAAUUACUCUCAGAGCGUGGAAGCCUGUCCUUGCCGAGUGCCAUCUUCCCCGCCACCAGCAGCUCCUCAUGAGGUGGUUAACAGCCAGAGAGCAUCGUUCACAAAACCAGCAUUCCCAUCUGGCCAUGUGUCUCCUGAGGAAAUCCCAGAGCUCCUGCAGCAAAUACCUUUGAGGAGCUCCUCUUCCCUGAACAAGUACAGGGUGCUCCCCUCUAUCGGCUGGAAAGGUGAAGGGAGUGGCACUGUGGAUGCAGUGGCUGAACAGACCAACCAGCUGAAAGUGAACAGGGAGCUGGAGGACACUCCGAAAAUCAAAACUCUUUCUGGGGAAGAAGGAUCUGCCAGCACAUUGCCAGAAAGCGAUGUCCCCGCUGAAGAGAGCUCACAGGUGCAGUGUCCCCCCAAGAAACUGGGAAUGCAACUGAGGCAGGAGAGCCCUUCGAUGUUGACUGUAAAUUUGGAAGAGCCUCCGAAAGAAGAGUCGCACUUGCUGCUCGCUAUUCGAUCUCCCUCUGGUCAGAGAUUUGAACAUCAUUUCAAGCCCACUGACAGUCUCCAGACGGUCCUUGCUGUGGCAGAACAGAAGAUGUCAGCCAAAUACAAACGCUGCAGUGUUGAAACGAUGGAGGUGCCUCGAAGGAGUUUCCCUGACCUUACGAGGUCCCUCCAUGAAUGUGGGAUUCUCCACAAGUCCGUGCUGUGCAUCUGCCAGAAAGAGCAGCACGAUGCAGGUCUUUAGGUGCACAGAGACGCUGCUGUGGGUCUUUCUGCUGAGUGGGAUGCAUUACUUCUUUUGAAAAACAGCCUGGUAUUUUCUGGGCCUACUUCAUCUUGCCACCUUCCAAAAAUUCCCCUUGAAGCACACUUGUGUAAACAUGUUGAAACAGUAUUUCGAGUGUAUAUACCUGCUACAUAAGUAGCAUCUUGUUUCAUGUGUGCCAUCACAAAUUGCGUCCUGAGCACCACCAACCUUUGGCCUUCUGGGUUUCUUGAAAGUGCUGAUGAUGUUCUUUGAAGACUGAAGUUUCUGAGACCUCUCCCCAUGUCCUUUUCUAUUAUGGUGGGAAGGUGCCACUUCCCAGAGUGGAUCUGCGUGCAGAGGCACUUAUUUGGGAAGGUAAAAACAAAACUGUGUUAUUCUGGAGCACCAUCUUCACCCUAAACAUCUUCUUGAGUGCGACCGAAAAGGAGAUCAAACCCCAAACCCAUCUGGAAAUAACAGUGAUUACACAUUAACGGAUUAAUGUGAAGUAUUAAAUUGCCAGACCGAUGGUAAUACACCUGUGAGGGCUCAGCUCUUUCUGGAUAACCUCAGUGCAGCUUUUAAGAGUGACUACAUCACCUUUUUAAGAACAGCUAGUCAUUAUUUUGGCUGUAUUGGUGAGCAGCAGGAUUUUCUACUUAGUUUUCCUUCUCUCAUUCAACUCAUGCUCCAUAAGUAAGAAUAGAUGGAUAGUUAAGAUGGGAUGUUACGUAAUACUUCCAUUUAACACCUUUACACUGAAAUGAGUGAGUCCAAGCAAGCAAGGGGCUGCUUUGAGAAAUUUUAAAUAAAAAUACAUUAAUUGGAUUUGACUGAGGAAUUGGCUUAUGCAGUAGACUGUGUUUUACUAUGCUACCAUCAAAAAAGGCUGAUAGGGUAACCUGGCAGGUUUAGAUAAACACAGUGCUAAAAAAAAUACCUAAGUUUCUAAUGGAAAUACAUAUGGUUCAAAGGCAGUAUUUCAAUCUACUAAAAAAACCCGAUAGCUUGCUACACAGAUAAGCUAGCUGUAAUAUUCGGAGGUAAACCUGACUUUUUUUUUUUUUAACCUCAGCGUAACUGGAGCAGCAGUAGAAAGCUGAUGCUGGGGUUGACCAGGAGUAUAGUGGCUCAUUCUAAAGCCAAGUGUUUGGGGUCCAGUGGCUUUAUGAAAAUGGUACCUGAUGGAACAGCAUUGCCUGCUACUGUGGGUGAUGGUAACUGCGCUGUGGCAAUCCCCAUGUUCAGGGAGAUCAGGAUAUCCGAACAUGUGGGGGCUUGUAAUCAAACCUCAGUGGGGAGCAAAGCAUUUCAUGUUUCGAGAGCAGGAACCAUUUUCUGUGUUUCAUUUGGCGUUAGGUGGUUAAUUCCCUUAUUAUGAUUUUGUGUAUACUGUAUUCCUUCUCCAUUUCAGAGUGUUUUCAUACUGUGUGGUAGUGUAAUCAAUAAAACCUUUCAGGCUGAAACCUGAACUUGGAAUGGUUUAUGUGAACAGGAGGUUUAGCCAUCGCAUAUUCUCUUAAACAAGAAAUGCCGUUAACUUGAUGGCAAAUACCUCAGGGACCGUCCAAAUCAGAUUUUGGGACGGUCAGCUGCCAUUCACACCACCUUGCAAGUGCCUUCCCGGAGUUUUUCUCUCUGUCCUCUAUUAAAUACAAGAUUGCAGCAUGAAAGAAGCACUUUGGAUCAGUGACUGCCUACUGCUAACAACAGAGACAGGGCAAACCACCACGCAGGCUUGAGAGCAUACAGGGCUGAUGUUCUUCCACUUCUGCUCUUGGUUAAAACAACUUGGAUCACAGUGGACAGCACUUCUUGUGCUAGGGGAUAUUCCUCCUGAAUAUCUCCAUCUAAGAUGAAGCUGAAUGAGUUUGGUCCUCUAACCAACUUACCCCAGGCUACAGCAUCUCCCAAGAGGUGCAUUUUAAUUAUUCCCUUUUCUAAAAACCCCAUCAGGCAAGUGCAGAGCAGGGAAAACACCUCUCUUCUCCCUGCAUUGUCCUUCCCAUCCCUUCCAAAGUCAUCUGGGCAUGCAGGGGAUGAUGCCAACUCUGCCAACUCCAGCACGAGAAGGAAAAGAAGAGUAUUUAUGUCACCUCAUUUAUUGUGUGGUAUCACUUAAAGAGCCUCCUCCUGGGAAGUUUUUAAAAAUUUCAGCAUUAAAUCAGAUGAAGUUCAGUCUGUCACAGGAUGCUUUGAGAAGGUCAUAAAUAGAAAAAAACACCAGGACUCCCAGCUGGGAACGUCCUUACCUAAGGCUUUUAAACAACAACAAAGUAUUCAAGCAAGAAAUUAGCCAAGGCAUUGUUCAGUAUGUGUUCUUUAUUCCAAUUAAAAGUACAUUAGAAACAGCACACAGGACCAGCAGCAGCUUUCAUGACAAUUCAACCCAAUACUCUGCUGUCACGAGGUCAUUCAACUGUACUAUUAAAGUAGGUGAUUGAAACAAGUCUUCCACUCGACACGCAAGCACUCACUCACCUGCCACUUUAAAUAGGUUUCCAACAGAAUAAAAAUAGAUACACCCCAGAAUACAAAAAGUUUAAUUUUAACAGUUGUUUUUUUUUUUUUUCACUAAAGCCUUUAUACAAAUUGAUAAAAGGGUGCACAA
Messenger RNA from Falco peregrinus (peregrine falcon), 7361 nucleotides. RefSeq names its product UBX domain protein 10 (gene UBXN10). Gene Ontology annotation, molecular function: protein binding. NCBI's taxonomy places the organism in Eukaryota, Metazoa, Chordata, Aves, Falconiformes, Falconidae. The transcript has 3 exons. Bases 3866 to 4747 code for a protein of 293 amino acids. The record is from RefSeq and is a predicted model, not a curated record.